AUGUCCCCAGCAUACAAGCAAUUCCUCUUUGCAGUGCUUGUUGGUUUUGCUGUUGCGGUUUCAGUCGAUUCUCAGAACCAAACAGGCUUCAUUAGCAUCGAUUGCGGUCUACCGUAUAAUUAUAGCUACACUGAAAGGACAACAGGCAUUAACUAUAUUUCAGACUCGACCUUCAUAGACACCGGUGAAAGUGACUACUUAUUGGGUGAGUCAAAGUUUAAUCAGCCAUACUGGUACCUUAGGAGCUUCCCUCAAGGAGUGAGGAAUUGCUACAAAAUAAACAUUACAAGUGGCACCAAAUAUUUGAUCCGAGUGGGUUUUCAAUAUGGGAAUUACGACGGAAAAAAUGAAGCACCCGAAUUCGAACUACAUCUCGGACCAAAUUUGUGGGAAAUAAUGAAUUUCUCAAUGGUUGUUCCCACAACAACCAGAGAGCUUAUACAUACCCCUCCGCAAGACUACAUACAUAUAUGUCUGGUGAACACAAACAAAGGGGUUCCAUUUAUAUCGUUAAUAGAACUAAGGCCUUUACUUAGUACAUCUUAUGCAGAAACAAAUUUGUCCUUGGCACUUGUCUCCCGCAAAGACACUGGUUUAUUAGUUAAUGAUACAACAUACAACUUCAGGUAUCCAACCGAUAUUCAUGAUCGCGUGUGGGAUACCGAAUCCGUUUAUGAUGAGAAGGAGUUGCAAUUAAGUACCCCAGCCUUGGUGAACAAAUCUUAUUUUCAUGCUGAUUUCCAAAUACCAUCUGCUAUCAUGAGCACUGCUGUCGCCACAAAAAAUGCAAGUGAUCCUUUGUAUGUUUACUUGGAUGCUUUUGAUAACAAUCCAGAAUAUCAUGUUUACUUGCAUUUUGCAGAAAUUCAAAAGCUCCCAUCCCACCAGCAGCCCAGAAAUUUAUAUAUUGUUUUGAACGGACGGCCUCAAGAGCCGUCAUUUGUUCUACCUUACUUGUCCACAUAUACACUUCACACCACCUGGCCCACUACAAUAUUUUCUUCUAUGUCAAUCCUCAAGACUGACAACUCUACCCUUCCACCCAUCCUCAAUGCCUAUGAGACUUACGAGGCUAAAAAGUUCUUACAAUUGGAAACAAACCAAGGAGAUAUUGAUGCAAUCGAAAACAUCAAGUUACGUUACAAAAUCAGUAAGAACUGGCAAGGAGAUCCAUGCAGCCCUCAAGCUUACAAGUGGGAAGGAUUAAAUUGUAGCUAUCAUGAAUCUAGGCCCCCAAGAAUCAUAUCUUUGGACUUGUCCUCCAGUGGAUUAAGAGGCCAGAUAUCUCCUUUUAUAGCCAAUCUCUCAAUGAUACAAGCUUUGGAUUUAUCAAACAACAACUUGACAGGACCAAUUCCAGACUUUUUGUCUUACAUGCCAAAUUUAACUGUCCUAAACUUGGGGCAAAAUAAGCUCAGAGGCCAAGUUCCAGCAGGGCUCAUUGAUAGAAAUAAAACUGAUGGGCUAUCAUUGAGUCUCUGUGAAAAUCCAAAUCUAUCCAAAUUCGGACAUGUUUCUUGCAAAUCAAGGAAGAAGCACAAUGUUGUUAUCCCCGUGGUAGUAUCCAGUGUUGGAACUAUCAUCCUCUUAUUAACUGUAGCAGCUAUCUGGUGGAGAUGUGAAAGUGAAGAAAUAGAUGAGCCAAUCGAGCCACGGGGUAGAAAAUUUACAAAAUCAGAGAUCGACAAGAUUACCAGCAAUUCUACACUAAUUGGGCGAGGCGGAUUUGGAGAAGUCUACCAUGGCACUCUGGAAAAUGAUACCCAAGUUGCUGUGAAAAUACUUGAUCUAUCAUCAAGUCAAGGCUCAGAAGAAUUUCAAAAUGAGGUUAAGUUAUUGAUGAGAGUUCAUCAUAGAAACUUGGUUUCUCUAAUUGGCUACUGUGACGAAGGUGACACUAUGGCGCUUAUUUACGAAUACAUCGCGAAUGGAAAUUUGCAACAGCAUAUAUCAGCUGCAGAUACACCUUACAAGGGCUUGACUUGGAAGCAGAGACUUCAGGUUGCAGUAGAUGCAGCACGAGGAUUGGAAUAUCUGCAUGAUGGUUGCAAACCGCCGAUACUGCACAGAGAUUUGAAGCCUUCCAACAUCUUGUUAACUGAGACGUUGCAAGCCAAGAUAGCGGACUUCGGAAUUUCUAAAGCUCUUGCAACUGAUUCUGCCACUCAUGCAUUAACAGACCUCAGAGGAACAUAUGGGUACCUGGAUCCUGAAUAUUGCACAACUGGACAGCUCACCAGAAAGAGUGAUUCAUACAGCUUUGGGAUUGUGUUGCUAGAGCUUAUAACUGGCAGACCAGCAAUAAUAACAGAAUUAGAAACUGUACAUGUUAAUGUAUCUGAUUGGGUGAGGGCUAAAUUUGAGAGAAUGGAAAUUGAAAGCAUAGUGGAUUCGAGAGUACAAGGGACAUACGAGUAUUCUUCUGCACAGAAAGCUAUAGAAACUGCCUUGGCUUGUGUAUCUAAAACACCAACAGAAAGGCCAGAAAUAAGUCAUGUGUAUGACAGAUUGAAGGAAUGCUUUGAGAUUGAGAAGGUUUCUGAGGAAUUAGAGAUUGGGAGUGGCGAUGAGGGACAAUUAAUAACUCAAAUCAGAGAUUGCUUGGAAAUGAACUCCCAGGUUCAGUCUAAAAGACUUACUGUUUAGGACUAGUCCUUUGAGUGUUGGUGUUAUUCUUAGGCUUCUGGUUUGGUUGCAGUUUGUCCCUCUGGGUCAGUUUUUUUCUUCUUCUUUUUUGGGCUUGUUGGCGCUAGUCCUUAUGUUAAGUUGUUUGUUGCUCUUGGAGAUGGCCAGUCCUAGAACUUGAAAGAUAUGUAAAAAUAAAAGUUGACGAUAUAAAGUUAGACGUGAUUGUUACACUCAACCUUCCAAUCUGAGAAACCAUAAUUGUUAUGGCAAUCAAGGCAAGUGAUCUUUCCCUUU
Molecule: messenger RNA, 2922 nt
Organism: Prunus persica (peach)
Lineage: Eukaryota; Viridiplantae; Streptophyta; Magnoliopsida; Rosales; Rosaceae
Product: probable LRR receptor-like serine/threonine-protein kinase At1g05700
Exons: 14
Coding region: 1-2646 (881 amino acids)
Biological process (GO): protein phosphorylation
Molecular function (GO): ATP binding; protein binding; protein kinase activity
Source: RefSeq, a predicted model, not a curated record